AUGGCACCUUUUACACAGCGCUUUUCCACCGAAGCGGACCCAAUUGUGCAUCUUCCUGGGUUGGGAAAACUGAAGGGAUCGUACACUCGGACGGCCUGGACAGGCGCUCCGGUGCAGCAAUACCUCAACGUACGCUACGCCGAUCCACCGGUCGGUAAGAACCGCUUUCGGGCUCCGGUUCCCGUGCAGCCUUGGGAUGGCGUCCAGGACGUGUCGGUUCGUGGCCGGGAAGCACCCUGCUAUGGCGAUCUGAAGAAACUCCCCAAGGACCGGCUGGGACCGGAGCUGGAAGAUUGCAUCAGCCUUUGCGUGUACACGAAGGACACCACGGUCAAGCGACCGGUGGCGGUGUACAUCCACGGUGGUGGUUUCUACAGUGGCAGUGCGGCCCAACAUCCACCGGAGUACCUGCUGGAAAAGGAUAUCGUUCUGGUGGUGCCUCAAUAUCGGCUCGGUGCGCUCGGGUUCCUUUCCACCAAGACGGAAACCAUUCCCGGCAAUGCGGCCAUCAUGGACGUACUGCUGGCGUUCGAGUGGGUCCAGAAGAAUAUCGAACAUUUCGGUGGAGAUCCGACGCAGGUGACCGCCGUCGGGCAGUCGGCCGGUGCGGGCAUUUUAUCGUCGUUACUGUUCAGCCCGGCCCUGAAGGAGUUCUACUUCCAGCGGGUCAUUCUACAGUCCGGUGGCCCUUUCGGUAGCUGGCAGUUCGAUCAUAACGGUGAGCGUAACGCACGGGAUAUUGCACGCCGAGCUGGAUUCGAUCCGAAGGCUCCACUCGAGCAGGUCGAACAGUUCCUCGUCGAGCUGGACACGUACUCGUUACUGAAGGCGUUCAUGCAGCACAACUGGCAAGGGCUCCCGAAUGGAAUCAACAACACUGGCGGUCGCAUGACCAUCGGUGGACCAUCGCAGCUGUUCCCGGCGACACCCUAUCAGGUGAUGAAGGCUGGUGGAGGGCGAAAAAACAUUCCCAUGCUAACGGGAGUCGUAAAGGACGAAGGAACAUUUGCCCUCGUGGACGUGUUUACCAUUCUAACGGCACUGAAGCUGCACGACAAGAAGGACUUCCUGCGAUUCGACGUGAUCGAAGAGAUUCAGCGAAUCCUCGGUACGGUGGAAGUGUCCUGCUCCGUAACACCGCUGGCGGUGAAAAGUAUGCUCGACAUGGAAGCGGCUGCAAAUGGGGAUAUCAUAAAGAUGAUUCCGGGAUUAAUCGAUCUUUGUGGGAUGCACUUGAUGAAAUCCGGUGUCCUCCGGAUGGCACAGUACAACAGCAGACACACACCUAAUCAGACAUUUGUCUACUCGUUCGAUUACCGGGGCGAGCACACCCGGUUCGGGUACGAUCAGGACGUCCGACAAAUUCCGUUCGACGGCGGUGUCCAUCAUACGAACGAUUUGCUUUAUCUCUUCCCCUACCCGCCAUCGGCCGCUCAGCUGAACGAACCGGACACCGCCAUGGCGAAGAAGAUGGUCGACCUGUGGGGUUCAUUCAUUACCGACGGUGUCCCGACGGCACCGGACCUUCCCCAAUGGCCCGCAUUUAACCAAAUCUUCGGCCCGUACGUUCACCUGAACGGUCAGUUUACGGUAGGUAACAACUUUUUGGACGAAUUCACGGUCAACGCUGACGCCGCCCGCCAACGCCGCCGACAAACAGAGGCCUCACAAUCCACCGGAAAGGAAGCCACCGGGUCCAAUCGGGACCGGUUAAUCCAACAGAAUCUUACCCAACAGCAGCGGGCCUAG
Molecule: messenger RNA, 1749 nt
Organism: Anopheles coustani
Lineage: Eukaryota; Metazoa; Arthropoda; Insecta; Diptera; Culicidae
Product: glutactin-like
Exons: 4
Coding region: 1-1749 (582 amino acids)
Source: RefSeq, a predicted model, not a curated record